CCCGGGCCGCCGCCUCCUCCUCCUCCUCCCUUUCUCUCUCGAUCUGUCUCUCCCGGCCCGGAAUCCAUUCCGGCCUGGGAGCCGGAGCGGCCAGGCCGCCGUCUGCCAGACCCCCUGGCCGUCCGGCGGGCCGCCCUCCCGUGCGUCUGUCUGCCGGUGCGCCCGCCCGCCCGUCGGCCCAGAACACAGAGGCUCAGAAGUGAAGCAUCUUGCCCAGCUAUGAGAGAGCAAGCCAGGAACUGAAACCAGAUGAGGAUGCAGAGGCCCAGAGAGGGGAAGUGACUUGCCUAGGGUCGCACAGCGGGGCGAGGUGGAGCGGGGCAUCUAGUCCAGGACCUGACUCCACACCUGGUGUCCGUGCGGAGACCCCAGGCUGCUUCCCAGGCCCUCUGGGACAGCCCCUGCCUUCCCCCUGCCAGGACCAUGGGCAGCAACAAGAGCAAGCCCAAGGAUGCCAGCCAGCGGCGCCGCAGCCUGGAGCCUGCCGAGAACGCGCACGGGGGCGGCGGGGGCGCCUUCCCCGCCUCGCAGACCCCCAGCAAGCCGGCCUCCGCCGACGGCCACCGCGGCCCCAGCACGGCCUUCGCCCCCGCGGCCGCCGAGCCCAAGCUGUUCGGAGGCUUCAACUCCUCGGACACGGUCACCUCCCCGCAGAGGGCGGGGCCGCUGGCUGGGGGGGUGACCACGUUUGUGGCACUCUAUGACUAUGAGUCGCGGACAGAGACUGACCUAUCCUUCAAGAAAGGGGAGCGGCUGCAGAUUGUCAACAACACAGAGGGAGACUGGUGGCUCGCCCACUCGCUCAGCACGGGACAGACGGGCUACAUCCCCAGCAACUAUGUGGCGCCCUCCGACUCCAUCCAGGCUGAGGAGUGGUACUUUGGCAAGAUCACCAGACGAGAAUCAGAGCGGUUACUGCUCAAUGUGGAGAACCCCAGAGGAACCUUCCUAGUGCGAGAAAGCGAGACCACGAAAGGCGCCUACUGCCUCUCCGUGUCCGACUUCGACAACGCCAAGGGCCUCAAUGUGAAGCACUACAAGAUCCGCAAGCUGGACAGCGGUGGCUUCUACAUCACCUCCCGCACCCAGUUCAACAGUCUGCAGCAGCUGGUGGCCUACUACUCCAAACACGCCGAUGGCCUGUGCCACCGCCUCACCACCGUGUGCCCCACGUCCAAGCCACAGACUCAGGGCCUGGCCAAGGAUGCCUGGGAGAUCCCCCGGGAGUCUCUGCGGCUGGAGGUCAAGCUGGGCCAGGGCUGCUUCGGAGAGGUGUGGAUGGGGACCUGGAACGGCACCACCAGAGUGGCCAUCAAAACCCUGAAGCCGGGCACGAUGUCCCCAGAGGCCUUCCUGCAGGAGGCCCAGGUCAUGAAGAAGCUGCGACACGAGAAGCUGGUGCAGCUGUACGCGGUGGUGUCUGAGGAGCCCAUCUACAUCGUCACCGAGUACAUGAGCAAGGGGAGUUUGCUGGACUUUCUCAAGGGGGAGACAGGCAAGUACCUGCGGCUGCCUCAGCUGGUGGACAUGGCUGCUCAGAUCGCCUCGGGCAUGGCGUACGUGGAGCGAAUGAACUACGUCCAUCGGGACCUGCGCGCCGCCAACAUCCUGGUGGGAGAGAAUCUCGUGUGCAAAGUGGCCGACUUUGGGCUGGCCCGGCUCAUUGAAGACAACGAAUACACAGCCCGGCAAGGUGCCAAAUUCCCCAUCAAGUGGACGGCUCCAGAGGCCGCCCUCUACGGCCGGUUCACCAUCAAGUCGGACGUGUGGUCUUUUGGGAUCCUGCUGACAGAGCUCACAACAAAGGGACGGGUGCCCUACCCUGGGAUGGUGAACCGCGAGGUGCUGGACCAAGUGGAGCGGGGCUACCGGAUGCCCUGCCCGCCCGAGUGUCCCGAGUCCCUGCACGACCUCAUGUGCCAGUGCUGGCGGAAGGAGCCAGAGGAGCGGCCCACCUUCGAGUACCUGCAGGCCUUUCUGGAGGACUACUUCACGUCCACCGAGCCCCAGUACCAGCCUGGAGAGAACCUAUAGGGGGCAGGCUACCCGGCCAGACUGCUUCUGGGCUGGGAUCCUGGGCUGGGUGGCCCCUGACGGGGGCUUGCCUCCCUCUGCCCGCCCACCGUUGACCCUUUCUGUGGGGCUGAAUUGCCAGGGACGAGGCCCCUCCCUCUUUUGUGGCAUGGAAGGGCCUGGGGCAGUCCCGAGGGCGGC
Molecule: messenger RNA, 2214 nt
Organism: Ceratotherium simum simum (southern white rhinoceros)
Lineage: Eukaryota; Metazoa; Chordata; Mammalia; Perissodactyla; Rhinocerotidae
Gene: SRC
Product: SRC proto-oncogene, non-receptor tyrosine kinase
Biological process (GO): protein phosphorylation
Molecular function (GO): ATP binding; protein tyrosine kinase activity; protein binding
Source: RefSeq, a predicted model, not a curated record